CGCUUCUCAAGAAAGAGAGGGGCAGUCGGUCUGUACAUGCGUGAGGUGGCGAGAGGCGUGUCCAGGGGACGGCUAGUAGCGUGUGCCACCGUGGAAAUAUGUACAGACAAAGAAGACGCCCUCAAGAAAGAUGUGGUGAAGACAGUGUUAUGCACCACCACACCACCAUUACACUUCCUGUCUUGCUUGGUGAAUGAACAGAGCACCACUAACAUCACAUCAUUGCAUCACCACAUCACCACACCACCACCUCCUGUCCUGCCCCAGUGAAAUAGAACAUCACCACCACAUCACCACAUCAAGAGUCAGUGAUUGCCUGCAGCCAGCCCUAGCCUGACCCGCCAGACAUGUGUCCCAGGCCUUCCCCUAGCCUGUAGAGCCAUGUAAGCCUGCAGGUCAAGGUCAGGUAAAAAAAAAAACAGGCCGUAACGUAAAAGAUCAAGACAUUUACGAAGACUGUCUUUGAUGGGCUCAGGUCCUCCGUGCAGACCACCAACAAGCAAGAGAUUGACGAAAUACAGGUUGUGAAGACGCUGCAAGCUGAUGCCUUCAGAGAUCGCGAAGGUCCUCACCUUGUUGUAGGAGAGCUGACAACAUGUACCAGCCAGCAGCAACUCCCAUGCUAACAGGCUUCUCCCCCGCGGGUAUGUAGCACCUCUGGAGUCGCUCGAUGAAGAAGAGGAUGCUGGCGAGGCCUGUCGUGUUAGCCGGGAUGCGCCGGUACAGAGCUGUGUCCGUUGGGGUUGUGUAGGCAAGCAUCUUCUUGGCAAGGUCCUCGUAGGUGGCCGCAAACAGUUUACGGCUGUGGGAUGAGAACUUGUCUUGUGAAUGUGACGUUGGGAGGAGGGAAGCACAGGGGAAGAGGAGGACGAGGAGGAAGAGAGUUAAGAGUCACAAGAGGAGGAGGAAGGUGGAAAGAAAGAGGAAGGAGAGGAGGAGGAGGAGGAGGAGGAAGAUGGAGAAGGAAAGGAGAAAGAUAAGAAGGAAGGAAAUGCCGCAGAAGGAGAAGAUAGAAAUCAAAAACGUCACAAGACAGAAUAGUGAGCUGCAUGCACUUAUCACAGAGUAUAAAGUCACUCCCUCAGAGGAAAAAGACAAGGAUGGCAUGUCUUCAUGUGAGAACUCAGAAGCUAAAUGUACAGAUACCAAGGGGAAAUUGCUGGGUCAAGUGGCUACACUGACAUCUGAGGUUAGCAGGUUGGAGAGUGAGUGCAGCAGUCUUCAGGUUCAGCUAGACUGUGAGAGGGAUAAGUAUAACAAACUGCUGGGAGAAUCUCUUGCUCAUGAAAAGUUGUCUGAAGAUGUCAUAACUGAACCAAAAGGAGAAACAACAGGAUUGGGAGGAACUGAGCUUUAACAGAAGCUGCAACAACUGCAGGAGCCUCACAGGGUCCUGGAGAGCAGGUUAACUUGCAGCAUGAAGGAGGUGGCUGAGCUAAGUGACAGGAAGUAGCAGCUUAAGCAUGCUGUAGUGCAUGAGGAGACAGAGUCCAUCGGUGUAUGCAUGUUUUUUGCUCAUUUGAAUCAUCUGUAAAAGUGAAGUGGAGGAAGUGUUUACUGUUUACUGUAUGCCAUUUCCUUGGUCUUUUAAUGAAGAAUUUUAUCCUUCUUCAGGUGACUACAUCACCAUCUACCAGUUGCAGCGAGGAGUGAUGAAGCAACAAGCUCGAGAACGCGAGUUAGACCUUGCCAGCCUCCAUCAUGAAUGAGAGGAAAUGAAGCAAAACCACUCUGCAGGAUUUGAUAUCAAAGCUGGUGCAGGAAAAGGAAGCAGAUCAUGACCUUCAGCAGCUCGAGAAGAUAAGCAGCGUCCUUAAGAGUCCAGUUGCUAUCUUUAGCAGUGUUGGAACCAGUGAGUCUGAGACACCCACCAGCAGUGGAAAGCUGGCUGACGAGCGCCUCAAGCACUCUGAAAAGGUGGAGCAACAACAAGAAACAGAAAAUUGCAUCCAUCAUUCUUUGCCUGAGGAGGGAAUUGAUGCUCUGUUGACCCUUCACACUGAUGUCCCUCAUGAGGAGGCAGAAUAUGAAUCCUACAGAACUUGCCCAUAGAAAGACCAAAACUGUUACUGCUGCCACACUGCCACCACUUCCACUGACACCAAAAGCCCAACUGUGCAGAGAAUCCUGGACCUCCGCAAUGAAAUGGAGUCCACCAGUCACCUGGAGCACUUUAGCCUCCAAAA
This is a messenger RNA of Scylla paramamosain (green mud crab), 2186 nucleotides long. RefSeq lists its product as uncharacterized. The record is from RefSeq and is a predicted model, not a curated record. The coding region runs from base 956 to 1357 and encodes 133 amino acids. The transcript is spliced from 11 exons. Lineage: Eukaryota; Metazoa; Arthropoda; Malacostraca; Decapoda; Portunidae.